This is a messenger RNA of Periconia digitata, 1110 nucleotides long. Lineage: Eukaryota; Fungi; Ascomycota; Dothideomycetes; Pleosporales; Periconiaceae. The record is from the annotation of a GenBank genome assembly.
AUGUCUUCUCUGGGAAACUUCGAUCCCAAUGCCAUAUUACGAGGAGCACAGCUCACUCUAGUGGGCGUACAUCGCGCACUGCAGAACCCGGCCUUAUUCACUUCAAACCAUUAUCGCCAAGCGGCUCUGGCUGUUGCUGCUGGCAUAGCUAUUCGCAUACUCGUGGCCAUUCCUGUAGAAGGAGUAAGGCUACUGCUAUGGAUCAUUUCCUUCACGGUAGAUAUGGAUCAUGCCCAAUGGGAUGAAUCAGUGGUAGGAGGUCUGCACUUUCUGGAGCACACUGUGCUCCAAGUCCCUUUCUUUCUCAUGACACUCAUGCGAUACAUCACUCCGACCCUCGAUCAAAUGUUCAUGGACUCCUUGCGCUGGGUCGACCAGACCUAUGUCCAGAAGCAUAAGUCGGAAGAUCCUCACAGUCUUCGCGCCAUGUACUAUCCCAACCUUCAACAAUACCCACUGCAUGUCCCCAAUGACAAGCGACAAAAGACUCCUAUGAAGCAAGCCCUCACUAUGUUCGCCAUCAAGUACGGUCGAAAGGCUGGGAUAUCACUGACAGUCCUGGCCCUCUCAUAUCUCCCGUAUGUAGGCCGCUUCGUCUUGCCCGCUGCCAGUUUUCAUACUUUCCAAAAGUCUGUGGGCCCCCAACCUGCGGGAGCAAUAUUCGCUGCAUCCCUCAUAAUGCCGCGGCGUUAUUUGGUCAGUUUUCUCCAGGCCUACUUCUCCUCGAGAACAUUGAUGCGGGAGCUUCUGGAGCCAUACUUUGCUCGUGUGAAAUAUACCAAAGAACAGAAACAGGUCUGGUUCAAAGAUCGGGCUGGUGUCCUAUUUGGGUUCGGGCUUGGCUUCUACGCCUUCGUGAAAAUACCCAUGUUCGGUGUCUUAAUUUACGGUCUGGCCGAAGCUUCGACAGCUUACUUGAUCACAAAAGUUACCGAGCCUCCACCGCCACCAUCCGAGGCUGAGGAGUACAAGCAAGAGUCACUUCGCUGGAAAAAUAAGCACGAAUUUCUGAGCCUUCCUUGGCAGAAUCUCGACAUCCCUAAUCUUGAGAUGUUGAAGGAGAAACUUCAACCAGAAACCCGUCAAACGCCACGGAAGCAGUUCAGCUGA